Messenger RNA from Tripterygium wilfordii, 2615 nucleotides. Its product is annotated as DELLA protein GAIP-B-like. Gene Ontology annotation, cellular component: nucleus. Bases 486 to 2297 code for a protein of 603 amino acids. Gene Ontology annotation, molecular function: sequence-specific DNA binding; DNA-binding transcription factor activity. Lineage: Eukaryota; Viridiplantae; Streptophyta; Magnoliopsida; Celastrales; Celastraceae. The record is from RefSeq and is a predicted model, not a curated record. Gene Ontology annotation, biological process: regulation of reactive oxygen species metabolic process; negative regulation of gibberellic acid mediated signaling pathway; regulation of seed dormancy process. The transcript has a single exon.
GUGAGGUGAUAGCCUUCUCCAAUGUCAAGAGAAAAAAUAAAAAAGAAAAUGUUUCAUCUUUAUCUGUUUGACGCUUUGAGCUGUAGGUUGUUGUUUAAGGCCAAGCCUGGAGUGAUUCCUUGGACCUUGUGCCCGUCAGAAGAAGCCUCACUCUCUCUCUCCCUUCUCUUUCUCUGAUGAAUUUGAUAUUCUUCACAAAUUAAAUAUAAUUUACUUUUUUGAUUUCUCCGAUCAUGUCAUCUCCACUUCUCUUUUUCUGAUGAAUUUGUUAUUCUACCCAAAAAAAUAUAAUUUGAUUUUUUGAUUUCUCUGAUCAUGGAAGUGGCAGUAGUAGUGAAAAACCAAGCAAAAAGCUCUCCCCAAUCUCCAAUGUCUCCAGGUUUCUUAACCCAUUUGCAGCCUUGUUUGGUUCUUGAGCAGUGAAACCUAAAUUUCUCAAUCCCCAAUCCAAACCCAGAAGCCCCAAAUAAGAGAGGAAAGAAGCCAUGAAAAGGGAGCAUCAGAAUCUGGAUCCACAACUUGCCGACCCUUCUUCUGCGGGUGCUGCUUCGUGUGGCGGCUCCGGUAAAGCCAAGAUGUGGGAGGAGGAUGCUGGUAUGGAUGAGCUGUUGGCGGUUUUGGGUUACAAGGUACGGUCGUCGGACAUGGCGGAUGUGGCGCAGAAGCUUGAACAGCUUGAGGAAGCUAUGGGUACUGUUCAGGAAGAUGGGCUUUCGCAUCUGGCGACGGAUACUGUGCACUAUAAUCCCGCGGAUUUGUCGACUUGGCUUGAGAGUAUGCUCUCGGAGCUGAACCCUCCGACUAGUUUUUAUCCGGUCAUGGCCGCCCGGCCGCCACUGCCCCCUUCUUCUUCUCUAGAUGUAUCUUUUCUCGCUCCGGCUGAAUCUUCGCCCAUAACUUCCAUGGAUUUUACGGAUCCUCCUAUUCAUCAACAACAGCAGAAUCGAGUGUUUGAAGAGUCUUCAUCUUCUGAUUACGAUCUUCAGGCAAUUCCGGGUAAGGCCAUCUAUACUCAAACACAAGCACAAACUCAGUUCGAAUCUUCGUCUAGAGACCACAAACGCUUGAAAACCUCUUCUGGGUCCAGCUCGGAAAUGCUUCAAACACCUUCUGUGGGUUCAUAUUCUGUCCCUUCCGAGUCAACCCGUCCUAUAGUCCUAGUUGACUCGCAAGAAAAUGGAAUUCGACUCGUCCACGCUCUAUUGGCCUGCGCCGAAGCCGUUCAAGAGAACAAUCUCAAUCUGGCCGAAGCUCUUGUCAAGCAGAUUGGGUACUUGGCGGCGUCGCAGGCCGGUGCGAUGCGAAAGGUUGCCACGUACUUCGCCGAAGCCCUGGCUCGCCGAAUCUACGGACUCUAUCUGGAAAACCCACUAGACCAUUCUUUCUCAGAAAUGCUCCAGAUGAACUUCUAUGAGAGCUGCCCUUACCUGAAAUUCGCUCACUUCACUGCUAACCAAGCAAUUCUCGAGGCCUUUGAAGGCAAAAAACGCGUUCACGUUGUGGAUUUCUCAAUGAAUCAAGGGAUGCAAUGGCCGGCUUUGAUGCAAGCCCUUGCUCUUCGCCCCGGUGGUCCACCAGCUUUCCGGCUAACGGGGAUCGGACCACCUGCUCCUGACAACUCAGACCAUUUGCAGGAAGUGGGUUGGAAAUUGGCUCAAUUGGCAGAGACGAUUCACGUCGAGUUUGAAUACAGAGGAUUUGUGGCUAAUAGCUUAGCCGAUUUGGACGCUUCGAUGCUUGAACUUAGACCGAGUGAUGUUGAGUCAGUUGCAGUGAACUCAGUCUUCGAAUUGCACAAAUUGUUGGCUCGUCCGGGCGCGACCGAGAAGGUGUUGAACGUGGUGAAGCAGAUGAAACCGGAGAUUUUGACAAUUGUUGAGCAGGAAGCGAACAAUAACGGUCCGGCUUUCAUAGACCGUUUCACCGAGUCAUUGCAUUACUACUCAACUCUGUUUGACUCGUUGGAAGGCUCGGCGAUUUGCCAAGACAAGGUGAUGUCGGAGGUGUAUUUGGGGAAGCAGAUUUGCAAUGUGGUGGCGUGUGAAGGUGUGGACCGGGUGGAGCGGCACGAGAAGCUGAGUCAGUGGCAAACUCGUCUGAACUCAGCCGGAUUCGAUCCUCUUCAUCUCGGAUCGAACGCGUUCAAGCAGGCGAGUAUGUUGUUGGCUCUGUUCGCGAGUGGGGAAGGUUACAGGGUGGAAGAGAACAACGGGUGUCUGAUGCUUGGCUGGCACACGCGUCCACUCAUUGCCACCUCGGCUUGGCGACUCGCCAACAGAUCUGUAGGUGCUCACUGAGUCGACUCAGCGAGUCGGGUCAACCCAAAUUUUAACCAAAUCACCAAUCUGAAUACCCUAGUGGGUGGGGGUCCUAAUGUGUUCAUGCUGCUGAGCUGGUGCAUCUUAAAUUUAUUGGCUUUUUUUUUCUCUGUAACUUUUCAUUUUGCCUUUUCUUUAGAGGUAUUUUUCUUGGGGUUCUUUGUGUUUUGGGUGGAAUGUUUGCUAUUUUUCGUGGUUAAUGAAAAGAUCAAAUGUGUAUUUAUUAUAUAUGUCAUUCUCUCUAUAUUAAUAUAUAUAGUUUGUUGGUAAUAAAAAUAGUACUUUUAUUUUGAAGCA